GACGUUUUUCGCUGUGACACUCACUCCUCCUCUUUCUCCUCCUCCGCCACCCUCAGCCUUACCCACCCACCCCAGAUCUAGGUAGAUCCUCCACCCUUUAGAGAGAUCUUCUUAUCCUUCUCCUCAGUGUCUUCCCUUCUUUAUUUCUUCCGACCUCGUCCUCUUGAGUUCUCCCUUCCCUUUCUUUAGGACAGGUCCCUCUGUCCAAUGAGGCACUAAUAGGGGAACAGAUACCCUGAUCUGUAUAUCCCCCAUUAUUGAUUUUGGGGAGUGGGAGGACGGUAGGUGGCAGCUACCAUAUACAGAACGAUUCUCUCUCUCUCUGCCUCAUCACAGGAACCACACUGUUAGCGCGAAUCGGAUGGUGGCAGCUUGGAGGUGGAGGUGGCUGAUUUUAAACUGAUAUUGGGAGCCCAGUGCUAACUCCCCCAAGCCUUUGAGCAAAUAAUCAGCCUGGAUUCAUCUGCCGCUGCCAGGAUGUUUUGGCAUUGCUUGCUGCCAGCUGUGCCUGCUGGGUAGGUGCCCCCAAUCUUGGACCCAUUCGAUAAUUACUGUGCCUUGGACAACUUUGCUGCUGUCUGGAUUGUUACUUCUGGAUUGCUGUCUGCCGCAUCGAAGGUGCCACUGCUCGUCUUUUUCUUCCUGAGCCUUUUAGGCAGGAGUAUGUUCUGUCAGGCACAUCCUCACAGAGAUCUUGGAUUUAUAUCGCUCCUGGCCAGUUGAUUCUGUCACCUUGAUAGGUGGCCCAAGGACCUCACUCAUUGCCUGGACAUUAUUGUGGCAUCUUUCGACGGGAUGGUAGCACAAGGCUCAUGGUGGCACCAGCCGCAUCUUGCUGCGAAACUUAGGUGCCGAAAUGAGAGUUGAGAACAGAGAUUUUGGAACGUCACCCAAGCAGGACUUGGCAUUCCAGCCCAAGGAAAUCACUCAUACACUCAUACGAAACUUAUGGAGCUGCAGAGACAUUCCAAAUCUAUAAGAGAUCCUCAUAAACUACCAGAGGCUUUGGAAACCUCCUACCUGCAAGAAUCCAUAAGCAAUGUGGGACAGCACAUCAAGCUGGAGAUGGGAGUCGAGGGAGAGGAUGCCCGAUCUUCACCUCCUAAACUCUCUCGCCCACCAGCACCUUCUCCUAGUGGCACCCUUGUUCAGAGCUUGAAUGGGUUACCAGGAGCAGACAGGCGGGUACAUGCUCCUGGAGUGACAACAGGAGGCCUCGACCAAGGAGAAACCUCUCGACUAGGGCAUUACUUGUUGAUUGAUAGUCAAGGGCUGCCAUAUACUGUACUGGUGGAAGAGGGAGUGGGGACAGCAGGGGGCCCUGAAGGGGGUGGGAGUGGGGGGACCUUGCGCAAGGUAUAUAGCUGCCCUGUAUGCUUGCGAACAUUUGAGUACCUGUCUUACCUGCAACGCCACAGCAUUACUCACUCAGAAAGUAAGCCCCAUGUCUGCCGAGCAUGUGGCAAAGCUUUCAAGCGCACUUCCCACUUGGAGCGCCAUAAGUAUACCCACUCGGGCCGGAAGCCUCAUCAGUGCCCCAUCUGUCAGCGCCGCUUCCGUGACUCUGGAGAGCUCUCACAUCACCAGCGGGUGCACACUGGCGAGCGACCGUACCAGUGUGAAGCGUGCCACAUGCGCUUUGGGGAGCGCAACACCCUCCAAAGGCACAUCCGCCGGAAGCACCGUCUGCAGCUCCUCCCCACACCGUAAAGACUGAUCUUGGGAGGGACUUAAUUUGGCCUGAAGACCUAUUUAGGAAAGUGUCAUCCAGGCUGCGCUAGCUUCCAUGCAUGCUAUGGUAAUCCUAGCCUGCUUAAAUCUGCCUGUGUUUUAUGAAUCUGAUACUUCCACAUCGGUCAGCCCAACGACAACUUGUUCCAUAGGAAAAACUGGAGUGGAGAAUUUCUCCCAGGUGUGCUAAAAAUUAGCAGGCAUGCUGAAACCAGCUUGCCAAGAUUUGGCAUGGACAUCUCCUACUUUCUCAUGCCAACAAGGACCUAGUAUGGUCUUUUAUAGAUACUAGAGCGUGUCAUGCCUGUAUGUUCCCCCCCAACCUGCCAGGAAGAUCCUUUCCCUCCUGCUUCGCUCCCAGACGUCACUGUUACCACUGCCCCUAUAGGCAAUGCACACCUAGCAUGGAUACAAUGGCUGAACAUUGCUUCUCCACCAUACGAAGCAUAGCCUGGUUGCAUUUAGCUUGGCUACAGUGUUCUGGCAGGAGCCGUUUUCUCUUGCCAUGCCUAAAUGGCAGGGAGACUCCGACAGACACUGCCUAGACUUGCACAUGCUGCAUAAACGCUGCCUUUAUUAUCUAUGCCCAAAAGACGCGUGAUCAGGUAGGCUGACAUUGCAUGCCUAUUAAUAAUGCAUUUGUAGAACUGGUAUUGAAAUCUACCGCCUGCUGAGCCUGGAAAUAGGCCUCCCUUUUCAUGUAUCCGUCAACCCACAAACAGCAUGGACACCGUGGCCUGGUGGAAAACUACGGCAUUGCUAUCCAUUCUAGAGUUUGUAUAAAUAUUCCAACUGGUGUGGGAAGGGAUGCUAAAUUGGGCCGCUAUGAGGAUACCUUUUUUUUCUACAUAGGAUUUCAAAGAGAACAGAGCACUUUUGUCCAAGUGAAUGAUAGAAGAGGCUGGGUAAAAUGUCAGCUAAACUCCAUAGCUCCUGGAAAACAAGGAUUUGGCUCUAAUGUGAAAUUAGAAAGAAGUGAGGGGAGGUGUGUUUCUUUUACAGCCCCACAGGUACUGCUUUUGGAAGGCUACAGAGGACCAUGGUUUGGUUGAAACUAGGAGGAAUCGGAGUGAUGUUUGCUUUAUUAAGCCUCCCCUCUUUCCUCUCAAAAUUCAAGCACUGCUCCACUUUGAUUUUUACAACCAUAAAAACCCAGUGUAGGAAGCGAGGCAGUGAAGGAUAAAAUAUGGGACAUUCCUUUACUGUCAGGCCUGAGCACUCUUAACUUGAAACCCUCAAUUUUUUUCAAGUGAAAAAUUGGUUACUCAGGAUUCCUUCCAAAAGAUUUUUAGUUCAGAUUUCAGUCAGUUCCAUGUAUGGACUCAUCUAUACUCUUGUCAGGUCUAGUUUAAUUUCUUUUAAUUUCUCAAAUUAGGUGGCACCAUUUUAACCCAGCUCCUCAGAUAAUUUUGGGCCAAAACUGGUGAAGUCUUAACUCUGAACUAGUGUUUCUAACCUCAGCACGCUGGCUGGGGAGUUCCAUGGAUUUUCAUGUUGCUGAAGUUGAGAAACACUUCCCUAAACCCCAGGAUGGCAGCAAAAGACACCCCCCCCCCCCA
Molecule: messenger RNA, 3290 nt
Organism: Python bivittatus (Burmese python)
Lineage: Eukaryota; Metazoa; Chordata; Lepidosauria; Squamata; Pythonidae
Source: RefSeq, a predicted model, not a curated record